Messenger RNA from Dicrocoelium dendriticum, 1069 nucleotides. NCBI's taxonomy places the organism in Eukaryota, Metazoa, Platyhelminthes, Trematoda, Plagiorchiida, Dicrocoeliidae. The record is from the annotation of a GenBank genome assembly.
CCGUGACUAUGGCUUGAAAACAGCGAUCGGUCGCCGGCUGCAAGCGCGAUCAAUGGCUGAGCGCAGCAGGUCAGACAUCCCUGCAACAGAAGCUACCGACAAAUGUUUAGCAGACCACGGUGCAGAGGAAGAACGAGCCAGUGCGGACAAACCUAUUCAAGAAUGCAUAACCAGGAUAUUACAAUAUAUCAGGCAGAUAAAAUCACAGAUCGGUUGUUUUCACCAGUUUAUUAAUGUUGAGCCAUUAAAGAAAGAAUUUAAAACUUUAACUGGCCUGCUUCGAGCAGGUACAAACAGAGUUGACACAUGCGACCAAGACAAAAUAGAUGGCAGUCGCGGUCAGACAGAAACGAGCGUUCAUCGACAAUCAAAAAGCGCCAUACCCAUACAUGACGUAAUCGCCAGCGCACUUGCCCUCGAUUCGCCUUCGCGAAAGCCCACAAUAUACAAAACAUUGCAACCAGUGCCUGCAGAAGUUGUGAAAGGUUCUAAGGCGUAUGGACGAGCUAAGGUAAACGUUCCCGACAUAUGGAAUCCACCGGCAGCUGUCCCAGAAGGUCAUCUGUUGCCACCUAUGCCGAACACAUUCCGGUUGGAUAUAAUGUUGGCUUCACGGUACUUGUGUUUACUGGAAAGCCUAAUGCGACUGACACAGGAAAGUCGAAAAAGCGCGCUUCAAAAUCCGAUUAAUUGUGCAGAGGAUGGGAAAUAUCCACUUAGUUUGCGUUUACAACACGCGCGUCAGACACUGAACCGACUCAUCGAGGCAGCUGAUCGGAUCAAUGGCAGAAAACAUGUGGAUCGUAUUUUAAUACACCUUCGGCGACGCAGUACUGCCAAGUCGAUUAUGUACAUGAUUGAUCAAGAAAGGCAUAGGAAAGCACCGUGGCGUAUGUAGGAUGUCAACAACGGGUGCAUUGUGGUACUUAUGGUGCAUCGAAGUUCACCACCGGCUAUCAGAAGUUACAUAUCACUUUUGGUCAGAAUAUAAUACUUAUAUCGAGUUGAAAACAAACAUGUAUGUUCCUGUUUAACCACUCACAAAUCGUUGCCACUUAUCUAGUUCGAA